Cucumis sativus (cucumber) is the source of this 2863-nucleotide messenger RNA. Its product is annotated as G-type lectin S-receptor-like serine/threonine-protein kinase At1g11410. The record is from RefSeq and is a predicted model, not a curated record. NCBI's taxonomy places the organism in Eukaryota, Viridiplantae, Streptophyta, Magnoliopsida, Cucurbitales, Cucurbitaceae. Gene Ontology annotation, molecular function: protein serine/threonine kinase activity; ATP binding. The coding region runs from base 273 to 2789 and encodes 838 amino acids. Gene Ontology annotation, biological process: recognition of pollen; protein phosphorylation. The transcript is spliced from 7 exons.
UGAUAUUCCUGAUAAUUAGAUUUAAAGUAUUAACACACAACAUAUAUAUACUAAAAAUCUACAACAAGAUGAUGGAGGGGACGAAGUCCAGAUUUAUUUGCUGUGUAAGAAAGCCAACAGUAUCACAGUUACUCAUCCAACUACCAAUUUCAACAUUUAAUGCAAAAAACACUUUCAGCUGACUCAAUCUCCAUCCAUCUCUGCUACUAAUAAAUAAAUAGCGAUAAACCCUUUUAGCUCUUAAUUGUUUCGAUCCCCCAAUGAAAUGAUCCAUGAAUCCUCUUCUUCCUCAACGGCCCGUCUUCCUCAUUUCUUUGUUUUUCGUAAUUUUUGUUGGCACCACCCAUUUUAGCUUUGGGCUUCAGAUCAAUUCCAAUUCCACAAUUCAAAUCAUUAAAGAUGGAGAUCUCUUGGUAUCCACCAACAAAAGAUUCGCACUUGGGUUCUUCAAUUUCAACAAUUCCACCACUCGACGAUAUGUCGGAAUUUGGUAUAAUCAAAUUCCCCAAUUAACCCUCGUUUGGGUUGCCAACAGAAACCACCCCCUUAACGACACUUCAGGAACCUUAGCCCUCGACCUUCAUGGAAACGUCAUUGUUUUCACCCCGACGCAAACCAUAUCUCUUUGGUCCACCAACACUACCAUCCGAUCGAACGACGACGUGUCGAUUCAGCUUUCCAAUACAGGAAAUCUCGCCCUGAUUCAACCACAAACCCAGAAGGUUAUAUGGCAGAGCUUUGAUUAUCCAUCUAAUGUCUUUCUUCCCUACAUGAAACUAGGAGUGAACCGUCGGACCGGGUUGAGCUGGUUUCUAACUUCAUGGAAGGCGCUCGAUGAUCCAGGAACCGGGAGCUUUACUAGCCGGAUUGACCCCACUGGGUACCCCCAGCUGAUUUUAUACGAGGGGAAGGUUCCACGGUGGCGAGCAGGGCCAUGGACAGGAAGAAGAUGGUCCGGAGUACCUGAAAUGACAAGGUCGUUUAUAAUCAACACAUCCUAUGUCGACAACAGUGAAGAAGUUUCCCUAACAAACGGUGUAACAGUGGACACAGUUUUAAUGAGAAUGACUCUAGACGAAUCCGGUUUGGUUCAUCGGUCCACAUGGAACCAACAUGAGAAAAAGUGGAACGAAUUUUGGUCAGCUCCAAUUGAAUGGUGUGAUACCUACAACCGGUGCGGUUUGAACAGUAAUUGCGACCCAUACGACGCGGAGCAGUUCCAGUGCAAGUGCCUACCUGGAUUCAAACCACGAUCGGAAGAGAAUUGGUUCUAUAGAGAUGCGUCUGGUGGGUGCAUCAGGAAGAGGUCGAACGCAACGUGUCGAGCUGGAGAAGGUUUUGUGAAGGUGGCACGUGUGAAGGUUCCAGAUACAUCGAUAGCACAUGUGGAUAAGAAUAUGAGCUUAGAAGCGUGCGAACAGGCGUGUUUAAAUAAUUGUAACUGUACCGCUUACACGAGUGCAAAUGAGAUGACGGGGACAGGGUGCAUGAUGUGGCUUGGUGAUUUGAUCGACACGCGGACCUAUGCCAGCGCCGGUCAAGAUCUAUAUGUAAGAGUUGAUGCUAUUGAAUUAGCUCAGUAUGCACAAAAAUCAAAAACCCAUCCAACAAAAAAGGUAAUAGCCAUUGUUGUGGUGUCUUUUGUUGCAUUGGUGGUACUCGUGACCUCGCUAUUUUAUUUAUGGGACGUGGUUAGAAAAAACAAGGAGAGAUCGAGGACUUUAUCUUUUAACUUUAUUGGAGAACUUCCAAAUUCAAAGGAAUUUGAUGAAAGUAGAACAAGUUCAGAUUUGCCUGUAUUUGACUUGUUGACCAUAGCAAAGGCAACUGACCAUUUUUCAUUUACUAACAAGCUUGGCGAAGGUGGCUUUGGUGCAGUUUAUAAGGGAAAGCUUACAAAUGGAGAGGAAAUAGCAGUUAAGAGGUUGGCUAAGAAUUCAGGGCAAGGAGUUGGAGAGUUCAAGAAUGAAGUUAAUUUAAUUGCAAAGCUUCAACAUAGAAACCUUGUCAAAAUCUUAGGUUACUGCGUUAAGAAUGAAGAGAAAAUGAUUGUGUACGAAUACUUGCCAAACAAGAGCUUGGACACUUACAUCUUUGAUGAAACCAAGAGUGGUUUUCUUGAUUGGAAAAAACGUUUUGAAAUUAUAUGCGGCAUCGCACGAGGGAUCUUAUAUCUUCAUGAAGAUUCGAGAUUGAAAAUUAUUCAUCGAGAUUUGAAGGCAAGUAAUAUACUACUGGAUGCUAAUUUGAAUCCCAAAAUAGCAGAUUUCGGUAUGGCAAGAAUAUUUGGCCAAGAUCAAAUUCAAGCAAACACAAAUCGUAUUGUUGGAACGUAUGGAUAUAUGUCACCGGAAUAUGCAAUGGAAGGCCUAUUUUCAGUGAAAUCAGAUGUGUAUAGCUUUGGAGUUUUGGUACUAGAGAUGAUUACGGGCAAAAAGAAUACCAACUACGAUUCCUCCCACUUAAACUUGGUUGGACAUGUUUGGGAGCUCUGGAAACUGGACAGUGUAAUGGAACUAGUGGACUCCAGUUUGGAAGAAUCAAGCUGUGGAUACAAAAUCAUAAUAAGAUGCCUCCAAAUUGGAUUAUUAUGUGUUCAAGAGGAUCCGACAGAUCGUCCAACCAUGUCAACUGUCAUCUUCAUGUUGGGGAGUGAAGUGAGUCUUCCUUCUCCAAAGAAACCUGCUUUUAUCUUAAAGAGAAAAUACAACAGUGGAGAUCCAUCUACCAGUACAGAAGGAGCCAACUCUGUAAAUGAUCUAACAAUUUCUAUAAUCCAUGCUCGUUGAUAAAUUAGUAAAAUUUUAUAUAUAUGUCAAAUUGAUGAGAUUUAAUGAGAAAAAUGAAACAAGUUUACACAUCA